This is a messenger RNA of Pedinophyceae sp. YPF-701, 354 nucleotides long. NCBI's taxonomy places the organism in Eukaryota, Viridiplantae, Chlorophyta, Pedinophyceae. The record is from the annotation of a GenBank genome assembly.
AUGACUGCGUCCGUGUCCGAGGAGAAGCGCAAGCUGGACGACUUCGAGAAGCGGGUCGACAAGGACGACAAGGAGGCGAUGGCGCUGCUGACAGAGAUGCGCGAGCACAUCCAGAAGCUCGAGAAACAGCAGCGCUUCGAGGACCCGCGGCUGUCGUUCGCGACGCCGGAGUUCCGGGAGGCCCAGAGGCACUUCACUGAUGCCUUCAAGAAGAACUUCAACCGCCCGGUGGAGUACGCCAUGGUCAAGGACUUCCCCUGGUCCACGCCCGCGCUGCGCAAGCUGGACCGCCCCGUCGACGUCAAGGGCAACCCCUGGCCCCUCGACAGCGAGGGCAAGCCCAUCCUGUCGUGA